AAACGUGUCGAUAUUUCGAUACUCUCGCUUGGAUUACCUUUUGGAUUCACAUUUCACGCGUCUCGAUUGUUCAUAAUACAAAGCAUUCUGAACGUCGAUGACAAUAUAAAAUUACUGGUUUAAAAAUAAAUUCUUCACUCUCUAUCUCUUUCCCUUUAUUAACAUGACUGUCAUUGGAACGCAGACUGACAGCGAUAGAAGAUUGCUAAGUUUUCAAAAUUAUGAAGAAUAUUUAGACUCGCUAGUGACGCCUGUAGAUAUCUGCUACCUCAAAAGCAACAAAACCGCGCGCCAGUUGGCCGAGCUCGGAUACCGCUGCACCGGCGAGACUUUGAGCGAGGAGAGCUUUUAUCGUCGCUUACGAAUCGUGAGAGAUCUACUAUUUCCCGUUCACCGGCAUUACGAACUCACUUCGGAAUUCGUGUCACCAGUCGGUAUGUUAAUGAAGGAACUUGCCCUGCGCGAGCGAGCCAACAGAUUAAGGACUCUGUCGACCAUCAUAUUCAUUCGAAGCUUCAUAACAAAAUUACAGUUCGAAGAAUCAGCUUAUAUUGAUUUUUACGAUCGACUCAAGUCGGAAAAUUGGCUACCAUAUUAUCAAGGAGAGAAAAAAUUGUCACCACUCAAGCGAGAUCUCGCAUACUAUCACUGGAGAAUGGGGAAGACGUGUUUGAACGAGACCCGUAAUUAUGUACCGAUUAUAGAUUCCAAACGUGGACUGUUGUUUAAAAAUAUUCACGACAGACAGGUGAUUACGGUCGAUCCGACUGCCGCAUCACCUGGUGUACAAACGACGCGAGUUCGGAUACACUGCCCGUUUUAUGAGCACGUAAUACUGUACGAUCAUGUGAUUCGAAGCAAAAUUACAUAUGACAAUUAGAAAUGUCAAUA
Trachymyrmex cornetzi is the source of this 891-nucleotide messenger RNA. RefSeq lists its product as uncharacterized. NCBI's taxonomy places the organism in Eukaryota, Metazoa, Arthropoda, Insecta, Hymenoptera, Formicidae. Bases 164 to 880 code for a protein of 238 amino acids. The record is from RefSeq and is a predicted model, not a curated record. The transcript has a single exon.